ACUUCAAUUCAGUUUGGCGAAGACAACGAACUCGAAAAGAGCUUUGUGCGGACAGCGGAAAAGGCCGAAAGUAAAAAUCACGUCUGCGUCUUCGACAUCGACAUCGACUUCGUCUACUUCGUCGCUGCCUUCGUCUUCGUCUCGAAAACGCUACAUUUUCAUCCCAAGACCGAGAAGCAUUGCGUGGCAAGCAAGAGGAGGGAGGUGUGGAACGCUUGAGCUUGGCUUGGGCCUUUGGGGCUGGGGCACGCUAGCAAGAACCGUGGGAGAUGUCUGCGGUGCGGCAUCGCCCGAUGGCUCCGCCAGCCGGUGGCGAGCAUGGCGAUAGCGAUGACAACAACUUCACCGACGACGAGAGCUCUCCGCUGACACACGAUAUUUAUGGCGGCAGCCAACGCACCAUUCAGGAGACAAAAGGCUGGGAUGUGUUCCGUGAUCCGCCGAUCAAUGAGACGGGUUCGACGGCGAACCAGGAGUGUCUAGAAUUAACCAUCAAGAUUUUAAAAAUCUUUGCCUAUAUAUUUACGUUUAUCAUAGUUUUAACCGGUGGCGUUAUAGCUAAGGGCACCGUGCUCUUCAUGGCCUCACAGGUGCGCAAGGAUCGCAAGAUUGAGUACUGCAACAAAGAUCUGGGUCGUGAUAAGAGCUUCGUCGUGGUUCUGCCAGAGGAGGAGCGCAUAGCCUGGAUCUGGGCACUGGUGAUAGCGUAUUCACUACCCGAGUUUGGCGCCUUGAUUCGAGCCGUACGCAUCUGUUUCUUCAAGACUUUUAAAGUGCCCAAGACGGGACACUUUCUCUUCAUCUGGCUGAUGGAGAGCAUGAGUGCGAUGGGCACAGCACUGUUGAUGUUCGUGGUGCUGCCGCAGAUAGAUGCAAUUCAAGGCGCCAUGUUGACCAACUGUUUGUGCGUCAUCCCCGGCAUCUUUGGCCUGUUAUCACGCACUGCCAAGGAGGGCAAACGUUUCAUCAAAGUGAUCAUUGAUCUGGCAGCAAUUGCAGCGCAAGUCACCGGUUUAGUUAUCUGGCCACUGCUGGAGAAUCGUCGGGAGCUCUGGGUCAUUCCGGUGGCUUGUGUGAUGAUCUCCUGCGGCUGGUGGGAGAACUAUGUGUCGGCUCAGUCGCCACUGGGCCUAAUGCGCACUCUGGGUCGCAUCAAGGAGGAGUUGCAUGCCACCCGGUACUUUUGUCACAUGUUCCUCUCGGUGUGGAAGAUUCUGCUAUUCUUCUGCGUCACCAUGCUUAUCUACUAUGCCAACGGCGAGGAGCCCAGUAACCUCUUUGGUCUCUACAGCGAAGCCUUUGGUCCCCACAAGAUUGUCGUCUACGAACUGCCCCCCGGCCUGGGUGGUGUCCUACCUGACACCUUGGAAUCGGCCAACAUAGACACCGUCGAUGUGGAUGCCUCUUACAACAGUGUGAUCUAUGUGCUCCUCCUGCAAGUCUUUGGCGCCUAUCUGUGCUACAUCUUUGGCAAGUUUGCCUGCAAGAUUCUUAUUCAGGGCUUCAGUUAUGCCUUCCCCGUCAGUCUAACGGGUCCCAUUGCGGUUUCUUUCUUGAUUUCCGCUUGUGGUAUUCGCAUUGAUGAUCCCUGCUUCUUCCAUGGCACUAUACCGGAUUAUCUGUUCUUUACGAGUCCCUCGAACUUCCGAUUCAACAACUUUGUCACGGAACAAAUGGCUUGGGCUUGGAUAUUGUGGUUACUCAGUCAGACCUGGAUUGCGCUGCACAUUUGGACGCCCAAGUGCGAGAGAUUGGCCACCACUGAGAAACUCUUCGUUCGACCCAUGUACUCGGCCCUGCUCAUCGAUCAGUCAAUGGCGUUGAACAGACGUCGCGAUGAUCAAGCGGAUGUUAAAACUGAGGAUCUUUCCGAAAUUGAGAAGGAGAAGGGCGACGAGUACUACGAGACCAUCUCGGUGCACACGGAUCGUUCUUCGGCUCCCAACAAACCCUCUAUUAAGUCAUCGGACAACAUUACACGCAUCUACACUUGCGCCACAAUGUGGCACGAGACAAAAGACGAGAUGAUGGAGUUCUUGAAGAGUAUUAUGCGCAUGGACGAAGAUCAGUGUGCUCGUCGUGUGGCGCAGAAAUACCUGCGUGUCCUCGAUCCGGACUACUACGAAUUUGAAACCCACAUCUUCUUCGACGACGCCUUUGAGAUCUCGGAUCACAGUGACGAUGACAUUCAGUGCAAUCGCUUCGUCAAGCUGCUGAUUGGCACCAUGGAUGAAGCUGCCUCCGAAAUUCAUCAGACCACAAUUCGUCUGCGUCCGCCCAAGAAAUACCCGACUCCCUAUGGCGGUCGUUUGGUUUGGACUCUGCCCGGUAAAACCAAGUUCAUAUCGCAUCUUAAGGAUAAGGAUCGCAUUCGUCAUCGCAAGCGUUGGUCCCAAGUGAUGUACAUGUACUAUCUGCUGGGUCAUCGUCUAAUGGAGCUGCCCAUCUCUGUGGAUCGCAAGGAUGCCAUUGCGGAGAACACUUAUUUACUGACCCUCGACGGCGACAUUGAUUUUAAACCCAAUGCUGUCAUGCUGGUUGAUUUGAUGAAGAAGAAUCGCAAUCUUGGCGCUGCCUGUGGACGCAUUCAUCCCGUGGGCUCCGGUCCAAUGGUGUGGUAUCAGCUCUUUGAGUACGCAAUCGGUCAUUGGCUGCAAAAGGCUACCGAGCACAUGAUUGGCUGUGUGCUUUGUUCCCCCGGCUGCUUCUCGCUCUUCCGUGGCAAAGCCCUGAUGGACGACAACGUGAUGAAGAAGUACACUACAAAACCGACCGAGGCGCGGCAUUAUGUGCAGUAUGAUCAGGGUGAAGAUCGUUGGUUGUGCACCCUGCUGUUGCAGCGUGGCUAUCGUGUCGAGUAUUCGGCUGCCUCGGAUGCUUACACACAUUGCCCGGAGGGUUUCAAUGAGUUCUACAAUCAGCGUCGUCGCUGGGUACCCUCUACCAUUGCCAACAUCAUGGAUCUGCUGGGCGAUGCAAAGCGCACGAUCAAGAUUAAUGACAACAUUUCGCUGCUGUACGUUUUCUAUCAAAUGAUGUUGAUGGGUGGCACCAUCUUGGGACCCGGCACUAUUUUCCUUAUGUUGGUGGGUGCUUUCGUCGCCGCCUUUCGUAUUGACAACUGGACAUCCUUCCACUACAAUAUUGUUCCCAUAUUGGGCUUCAUGUUGAUCUGUUUCACCUGCAAGUCCAACAUACAGCUGUUUGUGGCCCAGGUGCUGUCCACCUGCUAUGCUCUGAUUAUGAUGGCCGUCAUUGUGGGUACUGCGUUACAGUUGGGCGAGGACGGCAUAGGUUCGCCCUCGGCCAUCUUCUUGAUAUCGAUGGUGGGGUCAUUCUUCAUAGCCGCAUGUUUGCAUCCGCAAGAGUUUUGGUGUAUAACAUGCGGCUUAAUCUAUUUGCUGUCUAUACCCUCUAUGUACUUACUGCUCAUUCUCUACUCCAUCAUCAACUUGAAUGUCGUCUCAUGGGGCACUCGCGAGGUAGUGGCCAAGAAGACCAAGAAGGAAUUAGAAGCCGAAAAGAAGGCGGCCGAGGAGGCCAAGAAACGCGUCAAGCAAAAGAGCAUGUUGAGCUUCCUCCAGAGCGGCAUUGGCGACAACGACGAUGAGGAGGGUUCGAUUGAGUUCUCACUGGCCGGAUUGUUCCGUUGUGUCUUCUGCACACAUGGCAAGACAUCUGAUGAGAAGCAACAGCUCACCACGAUUGCCGAGUCCCUGGACACUAUUAAGACACGCAUGGAUACCAUUGAGAGCGCGGUCGAUCCACAUGGUCAUCAUGCGCGUCACAAUCGACGUCGCACCACUUCAAGUGGCUCCAAGGACCAUCAUUUAUUGUCCUCUGUGGCUGAGAAAUCUGGCGAUGAAUCAGACGAAUCGGAUUCGGAUACUUCGGCAGAACCCAAGCAGGAACGUGACUUCCUUACGAAUCCCUACUGGAUUGAGGAUCCCGAUGUGCGGAAGGGUGAAGUGGACUUUUUGUCCAGCUCGGAAAUUCAGUUCUGGAAAGAUCUCAUCGAUCAAUAUCUCUAUCCCAUUGACAACGAUCCCGUGGAACAGGCCCGCAUAGCGAAAGAUCUCAAAGAGCUGCGCGAUUCAUCGGUAUUCGCGUUCUUCAUGAUAAAUGCUCUGUUCGUGCUGAUCGUGUUCCUGCUGCAGUUGAACAAGGACAACAUCCAUGUCAAGUGGCCUUUUGGCGUGCGAACGAACAUCACCUACGACGAGUCCAGUCAGGAGGUUCACAUCUCCAAGGAAUAUCUGCAAUUGGAACCCAUUGGUCUGGUAUUUGUGUUCUUCUUUGCCCUGAUUUUGGUCAUACAAUUUACGGCGAUGUUGUUCCAUCGCUUUGGUACCAUCUCGCAUAUAUUGGCUUCCACCGAACUGAAUUUCUGCAAAAAGAAAUCGGAAGAUCUAACGCAGGAUCAACUUAUAGAUAAGCACGCUGUGGAAAUAGUAAAGAAUCUACAACGUUUACAAGGCAUUGAUGGAGAUUAUGAUAAUGAUUCAGGGUCAGGACCCGACCGCAUUGCACGGCGCAAGACCAUUCAGAAUUUGGAGAAGGCUCGACAGCCGCGUCGUCAAAUUGGCACCUUGGAUGUGGCCUUCAAGAAGCGUUUCCUGAAGCUCACCGCCGAUGCUGAGAACAAUCCAGCGACUCCAAUACUAACCCGCCGUCUGACCAUGCGAGCGGAGACAAUUCGAGCUCUGGAAGUGCGCAAGAACUCGGUGAUGGCGGAACGACGCAAGUCGGCCAUGCAGACGUUGGGGGCCAAGAAUGAAUACGGCAUCACCACUGCGUUACCAGUAAAUAAUAAUGGUGCUGUACCCAAUCAGCGAAGUGGUCGCGUCUCGAAUGCCGGCAUCAGCAUCAAGGAUGUGUUUAACGUAAAUGGAGGACCCGCAGAGCAAAUCUAUGGCUCGAAUGGAGGCGGCACUAUCAACCAGGGCUACGAGCAUGUUAUUGAUGAGGACGUCGAAGGAAACUCUCUCCGCUUGACCACACGGAAUCCACAUCAAGUGUCCUGGGGUCAGAAUACUACUGGCAAUAAUACGGGACGCAUGUAAACCGAAUAUGUUGAAACAGAUAACGAAUCAUUAAGUUAGGUUAGAAUUCACAAAUCGAGUUUUUAGUCAAAAAAAAAAGUAAUGAAAAGAAGAAUCUUAUUUGUAAAUAAGUAUAGAAAGGAAAUUGCAGGAUCCUUGUCAAUACACAACGAAUAUUAUGCUUAGCUAACCACACUGCCAGUGAUGUUAUCGAAUGGUGGCGUGUUAGCCACGCCCACAAGGGAGCGUGGCUACAUCGUUCAUACUCUAUGUACUAUAAAUAUAUAUCAUUUGUUAGGUUAGGUUUAAGAAAUUGUGAUGCUGGCGACCCGACUUAACGGGAUUGUCCAACUACAAUACCAGUGAAUGCUGACACAUAAUACUCAAUGUAAAGCUGAUUUGAAAGUGCGGCAGUUGAAAGAAGACCUAUUUAUACAUGUAACUACAUACAACAGUGAAUCUUGCUAUAGUACUUAAUAGUUUUUAAUUAACUCAAUUAUCUUUUAAACCCUUGUUUUGAAACUAGCAAUAAAUGCGCAUGAUGAUUAUUUUCGAAUAA
Drosophila albomicans is the source of this 5601-nucleotide messenger RNA. RefSeq names its product chitin synthase chs-2 (gene kkv). The record is from RefSeq and is a predicted model, not a curated record. Lineage: Eukaryota; Metazoa; Arthropoda; Insecta; Diptera; Drosophilidae. Gene Ontology annotation, molecular function: chitin synthase activity. Gene Ontology annotation, cellular component: cell septum; cell periphery.